Messenger RNA from Sphenostylis stenocarpa, 834 nucleotides. Lineage: Eukaryota; Viridiplantae; Streptophyta; Magnoliopsida; Fabales; Fabaceae. The record is from the annotation of a GenBank genome assembly.
AUGAAGCACCCUAGAAAUUUUGCUGCUUUGGAUCCAUCCUGGGGCACCCCCGGAUCUCCAAUCCUCUGGAACAUUUCGAAGUUCUCAGCUUUUUCAUUUUUGGCUUACCGGGGGGUUGAUACAUACGUGGUUUGUGAUCUGGGUUUGAUUCAAUUUGGGGUUUCUAGGGUUGUUAUUGAAAUGGUCUAUUUCCAUAGCUCGAUCUCUCUUUGUAACUCCUCCGUUGACCAACCCAUGGCGAAUUCCCUCGAUUUCGCGAAAUCGAGGCACCGGAAAACCCCCAAUUCCCCUCAGUAUCCUCCGUGCCGGCGAUCCCGGUCAGCGGUGGUUGACGUCGUGAUUUUCGUGGCGGUCGUAGCCGCUUUUGGGUUCUUGCUGUUCCCCUAUGCCCAAAUUGUGGCGAGUGAGAGUGUCAAAAUUGGUGCUGUGAUUGUGGAUUUGGUCAAAGAGGAGGUUUCUGUUGCCCCUUGGGUUUACAUGUUCAUUGGUGUUAGUGUUACGUUUGCUGCAUUGACUACUUGGGUUCUUGUGGCUUGCACCACAAGGAAGUGUGGGAACCCCAAUUGCAAGGGUCUGAGGAAGGCUGCAGAGUUUGACAUUCAGUUGGAGACUGAGGAUUGUGUGAAGAAUUCACCUUCAUUGACUAAGGAUGGUGGAGUUAAGAAGGGGUUGUUUAAGCUUCCUUGUGAUCACCACCGAGAACUCGAGGCCGAGCUCAAGAAGAUGGCACCUCCCAAUGGAAGGGCUGUCCUUAUUCUCAGAGCAAGGUGUGGCUGUUCUGUUGGUAGGUUGGAGGUUCCUGGACCGAAGAAGAAUCGAAAGAUCAAGAAGUAG